This is a messenger RNA of Miscanthus lutarioriparius, 450 nucleotides long. The record is from the annotation of a GenBank genome assembly. Lineage: Eukaryota; Viridiplantae; Streptophyta; Magnoliopsida; Poales; Poaceae.
AUGUCCACCACGGAAGAAGCCGCUGGUGGCUACGGCUACGACCGUCUGUGCGUGCUGAAGGCGUUCGACGACACCAAGGCCGGCGGCAAGGGCCUCGUGGACGCCGGCGUCACGACCGUCCCUGCCAUCUUCCGCCACCACCGCCAGGACAGGCCGCCGGUAUCGCCCUCUAGCAGUAGCGGCAUCACUAUUAGCGUUAUCCCGGUCAUCGACCUCUCGGUGGCGUCGGCGGCGGACGCAGCCGCGCGGGCGGAGGUGGUCGCGCAGGUGAAGGCCGCGGCCGAAACAGUGGGGUUCUUCCAGCUGGAAGAGGCGUGGAAGGAAGCGACGGCCACGGCGAAGGCGUCGGCGUCGUUGGAGGGGGGUGACCACGCCGACGUCCUGACGAAGAGGAACAGUAAGAAGCAUGAAUUGCCGGUGACGAAGCCUGCGGCGGUGGAGGAGUCCUAG